Messenger RNA from Papaver somniferum (opium poppy), 1041 nucleotides. Its product is annotated as NAC domain-containing protein 96-like. The record is from RefSeq and is a predicted model, not a curated record. The coding region runs from base 1 to 1041 and encodes 346 amino acids. Gene Ontology annotation, biological process: regulation of DNA-templated transcription. The transcript is spliced from 2 exons. NCBI's taxonomy places the organism in Eukaryota, Viridiplantae, Streptophyta, Magnoliopsida, Ranunculales, Papaveraceae. Gene Ontology annotation, molecular function: DNA binding.
AUGAGUAGCGGCGUUGAAGAUGAAGUUAAUCUGAAUAUGAUGCUACCACCAGGUUUUAGGUUUAAGCCAACAGAUGAAGAACUAUUGUUGGAUUAUUUAAAGCCCAAGCUGAUGAACCAGAAGUUGCCACCAAAUAUGAUCAACUCUUAUGAUCUUUAUAAAUACAAUCCGAUUACUCUAACGGAAACAUUUAAAAAGCGUAAGGAUGAUGAUGAAUGGUACUUUUUUACCACAACUACUCGAACAUCUCAAACCACCGGCAGAACUAGCCGUACAACCCCAGAGGGAUUUUGGUUAGCGACUCAAGGUGACAAAGAGAUCACUCUUACACGUGGAAGAGUUGAUCAUCAAGAAAACCCUAAUAGUAGGAAAAGGAAGACAACAACAAAUGAUAAUAUCAUUGGAUACAGAAAAAUGUUGGUUUACUACUUCAACAAAAAGAAUAAACCAGAUGGCAGCAGAAAAACAAGUAGUAAGAAAGAUGCAGGUGACAAAACAGAUUGGAUAAUGUACGAGUACGUGUUAUUAUGCUACGACACUCAUGAAGGUGGUGAUGUUAGCAGUAAGAAGAGGCAUGAACUGGUUUUGUGUCAAAUCCAUAACAGCCGUAAGACACCUCCACCAUCAGCACCCAUGACCACUUCAUCCCCUCCAAAAUUCUCAUCUCCAAUAACACAGGAACCGGAAGUAGAAGCAGCUACAGUACAUCAUCAGCAAAACGAGUAUCUUCCAGUACAAGAUCAACAAUACGAGUAUCUCCCAGUACAAGAUCAACAAGACGAGUAUCUUCCAGUACAAGAUCAACAAUACGAGAAUCUUCCAGUACAAGAUCAACAAGAGGAGCAUCUUCCAGUACAAGAUCAACUAAACAAGUAUCUUCCGGUACAAGAUCAACAAGAGGAGUAUCUUCCAGUACAACAUCAACAAGAGGAUUACGUGGAUAUGAUACUAGAGAACAACAAGGACUUAAUAAAUCAAUUAGAUGAUCAAGAGUGGAGCUUUUCAAUAGACGAUUUCAAUCUUGACGAUUUGGUUGUUUAG